This is a messenger RNA of Penicillium angulare, 792 nucleotides long. Its product is annotated as hemolysin III family protein. Gene Ontology annotation, molecular function: signaling receptor activity. The coding region runs from base 1 to 792 and encodes 263 amino acids. The record is from RefSeq and is a predicted model, not a curated record. NCBI's taxonomy places the organism in Eukaryota, Fungi, Ascomycota, Eurotiomycetes, Eurotiales, Aspergillaceae. Gene Ontology annotation, cellular component: membrane. The transcript has a single exon.
AUGACUAUAUUGUGGAAGGCCAUCCCAUACCAACUUUUUCAUACACGACGCUCUUUUCGCCUCUGGCGCUGUUGGCACAUGGAGACUAUGAACAUCUGGACACACCUCUUGGGCUCGGCCGCGUUCAUCACCUCUGGUAUCGCUCUAUAUCGUUUUUCCGAAAACAGUGGCCUCAAUAUUACAUACGGUAAUAUAUUCGCCUUUGGAACGUUUACAGCUUCAGCUGCCACAUGCUUUGCCUUCAGCACAACAUUUCAUACAUUAAGAAGUCAUUCCUACAACAUCCAUCAUCUUUGGGGACGAAUGGAUAUUCUGGGAAUUUCGAUUCUCGCCUUUGGCUGUGGUGUGUCAAUGACAUAUUAUGCAUUUUAUUGCCAGCCUACCAUCCAAAAGGUUUACUGGGGCUUGAAUGUCUGUUCAGCUGUAGGUGCAGCGGUGACGCUGUUCGAUACUGGCGGCGGAGGCAGCAAGAUGAGAGAAAUGCGUGGAGGUGUAUUUACUGCUCUUGGUCUCUCUGCUAUGUUGCCCAUAUUUCAUAGUCUCAGCCAAAUAGGUUGGGUUCGCGGAUGUAUUGAGAUAGGAUCUGGAUGGUUUGUAGCCGAGGCGCUCUCUUUACUAGUUGGCGUGGGAUUCUUCGUUAGUCGAGUCCCUGAGAGGUUAUUCCCAGGGCCAUUCGAUAUUUUUGGACAUUCGUAUCAGCUUUUUCAUACCUUUGCUGUUAUUGGUGGUGCGUGUCAUCUUGGUGCGCUGGUUACUGCAUUCAAAUACCGGCAAAGCUCCCCAUUGUGUUAA